Anopheles bellator is the source of this 1356-nucleotide messenger RNA. Its product is annotated as ceramide-1-phosphate transfer protein. NCBI's taxonomy places the organism in Eukaryota, Metazoa, Arthropoda, Insecta, Diptera, Culicidae. Gene Ontology annotation, biological process: ceramide transport; intermembrane lipid transfer. The record is from RefSeq and is a predicted model, not a curated record. The transcript has 3 exons. Bases 240 to 863 code for a protein of 207 amino acids. Gene Ontology annotation, molecular function: ceramide 1-phosphate binding; ceramide 1-phosphate transfer activity. Gene Ontology annotation, cellular component: cytoplasm; cytosol; membrane.
ACAGCUGAUUUGACAGCCACCCAAUGGAGAAAAGAACAACAUUGGUGUUUGUGCUAGAUCCGCGACAUCGACAAAUGGCAAGCUAGUGCGAAGCCACAUUCUACAUUUAGUAUUUAUUGGUCGUCUAAGUUGGUGCGUCGGUAGUUUUACAUUGCUAGUAGAUAGUGUUUCGCGCGUAAACAACAACAUAUCUGCUCAACCUCUUCGCGUCUUUUCUGUGAACCUCAAAACGUACAAGAAUGUCGGUUGAAAAGUUUGAUUUGCAAAGAGUGCACGAAAAGUUCACCGAAAGCCUCACGGCCGACGACGAUGUCUACGUGGACCAGUAUCUGGAAGCGUUUAAGGAGUUAUAUAAAUUUUUCCAGCUCAUGGGAACGGUGUUCGGAUUCGUCAGCAGCGACGUGAAGGAAAAGGUGGAGAUUCUCGAGAAGCUGCGCGCGAAGGAGAACUCCGACAGUUUUGUCACCAUCCGCACGAUGAUGGAGUACGAGCGGGACUCGAAUUUGCUCAACAAAAAGGAUUACGUAUCCGGGAGCAGGACAUUGCUACGGCUUCAUCGAGGUUUGGACUUUAUACAGGAAUUUUUGAAACGAGUCAGCGAACUGGAGGGCGACGUCAAGACGAAUGUUGUUUGUCAGUCGGCGUACAAUGAUACCCUUGCUCAAUUCCAUCCUUGGCUCAUCCGGAAAGGGGCAAACGUGGCAAUGUAUGCCCUGCCAACGCGGGAUCAACUUCUCGAUCGAGUGUGUCUAGACGUGUCGGUGGCGAUGAAAAUGCUUCCCGAAAUGCUGUCCGUAACCCGCAGCGUGUACGAUCGUACGCAGGACCUCUACACCAAGUACGAUUUGCACGGCCUGCCGUAAGAAAAGAGAUAACCCAUCCCGCCCGCUUGUGAGAUGCAUUGUUGUUUUGUUUUAAAUGAAGCGCUUUUAACUUUUUAAGUUGUAAGUUUUUUAUUAGUGCGUGAAGUAUUGACGCACGUUGUAUGUCGCUAGGAACGACAUGGUGUACUACUAAUUAGAUAGCUUUAUUUAGGUCCUGGAGGUUCUUUAUUAAACGGGUUUCCCCGAAUUCGUCAGCAAAAAUCCCCGAUUCGGAAGCGAGUGAUGAGCUUUAACUUUAUACGUAUAGAUGGCUCAACGAAGAAAUUUCUGUUAUCUAAAAAGUAAAAAAAUGAAGUUGAAUCGUGUGAACCCUCGCUAGAAUCAUUAAUCAUUAAAAUCGCUUUACAUUCCAGUAAUCGCCACUAUGUAGCUUACACUGCAAAUAGCUGUAGCAUAGAAAACGGAAGGUGCAAAGCGAAAUGUGAAUGCUUAACGACAAAUAAAACAUUUUUAUUGUGUAUACCCGAUUGAA